Molecule: messenger RNA, 1422 nt
Organism: Xenopus laevis (African clawed frog)
Lineage: Eukaryota; Metazoa; Chordata; Amphibia; Anura; Pipidae
Product: olfactory receptor 52Z1
Exons: 1
Coding region: 4-993 (329 amino acids)
Source: RefSeq, a predicted model, not a curated record
CCUAUGGACAUUGACCUGACUAAACCCAUAAACCCAAACAUGGAACCAGGGAUCUCUAACAAGUCAAUAUUUUUCUCCUACACUAACUUUUCUCUCUUAGGUUUCCCUGGAAUAUCUCAAUGGAGACCCCUCCUGGCAAUCCCAUUCUUUCCCAUGUACUUAGUUAUCUUGAGUGGGAAUUCUCUCAUCAUCUGCCUGAUUUACACUGACAAAACACUUCAUUCCCCCAUGUAUCUUCUCAUCUCACUGCUCUUUGCCAUUAACAUCUCCAGUUCUACUGCGAUAUUGCCAAAAUUUCUCCUAGACUUGUUAUUUCAUCUCAACCAAGUUUCCCUGACUGGCUGUCUUCUGCAGAUGUUUUUUAUUUACUUUAUGGCAGUCUGUGAGUCUAAUGUUAUGCUAUUAAUGUCCUUAGACAGAUAUGUAGCAAUCUGUAGGCCACUGCGUUAUCAUAACAUCAUGACAAAGAGUUUACUGGCCUGGCACAUAGCCAUUAUAAUAAUUCGGAGCUGCCUCUUAGUUUGCCCAUUGGUCAUAUUUACCUCCAUGGUCCAGUUCUGCAGGUCGAACAUCAUCCUAAACUUUGCAUGUGAAAACAUGGCACUUCUCAGUCUUGGAUGUGGAGACACCACCAAAGCACAGAUGGCUGGGUUGAUUGUGCGCAUCAUUGUUACCGUGCUGGAUGUCAGUCUACUCUUGAUUUCCUACUCAAGCAUAAUCUACACAGCCAUGAAAACUGCCACUGGGAAAUCCCGACACAAAGCUCUAAACACCUGUGGGACACACUUGCUGGUGGCAAUGGUGGUCUAUGUGAGUGGACUGGCAUCUUCCAUUGUGUACAGGAUGGAGACAACAAUCUCAACAGAUGUUAAGAAUCUAUUUAGUGCAAUAUACUUAAUGAUUCCAGCUACAUUAAACCCCUUUAUAUAUGGAUUAAGAGUGUCAGAGAUCAGAAAGAGCCUUAUGAAAUACUGGAGCAAAAAGAACUUCUAACAUGAGAUAAAUAUACAGUACAUACCACUUUUCCAGUGCAAUAUAUCUGAUAUUGAACAUGACAACGCAGGUGGGAAUUCUGAUUGAGGAGGCCUCAGUAGCACCCUUGAGAAUGUAUUUGUGAAGCAAUUUAAGAAUAACAAGAAUAACACCUCAUUAUAUGGAGGAAAAAAAUAUACUAAAAUCUGUGCAACGUCUGGGCUGUAAGACAAUUUAUUAACUUUCAAAUCUGAAAUACACAAAUAUGUUAAAUGCAUCUUUAACUAUUCAAAUGUUUCAGGGGCAGAAAUACUGAGGUAAAAUAGAUGUUAUUUGUGUGCAAGCCAAAUCUUAUUUGUGUGGGUUCCAAGCACGGAACAUGCUUAGGCCAUUUAUAAAGGAAACUAACUUUCAUACUGAAAUGGCUCAAACCAGUAUGAAUAAACUAUU